AUGUCGCAUCGAGCGGCGCGUCCGCUUCGGCUGCUGCAGUCCUCCUUGAGCCUCGACUUCGAGCGUGGUGGGGGUCGCACGGCGCCAACGAUUGCGGUGUACAAGCCCUCUGGUCUCCCGUACUUUGCCGCGUCGCAGGUGGCCGCGUGCAGCAGCGGACGUCAGUUAUUCUCCGCCUCGCCAUCCAACACCCCGGCGGUGGAGCCAACGGAUGUCAGUGACUCCCUGCUCAGCCGGAUGACAGACCUGCUUCCGCCCGGAAGCGGCACACCUCGUGUGGUUCUGCCACUCAUUCACCCAGCGUUAUCGCGGUAUGCCACGGCCUCGCAGGUGAAUGCGUUGACGGCACAGCGGAAGGGAACAUCACUUAUUGCCUGUUCACCGCAUGAAUUUAUGUUUCUGCGCAACUGUCACCGACUGCAUCUUAUACGUUCCGUCUACCGUGUGCUGUGCCGUCUUCCUCCUUGCGUGUCUGCUCGCGUACGACGGGCCCUAUCUGAAAGGAGUGCGGCCGAACGAACCACAAAGAGUGCCUUUAAGAACCCUUACGUUCAACAGUUCCUACAGCGCUCCGGUGCCGCCUCGGGUGAGGCGGGAAGCAUCCCUCUUGGAACUGACGUGGACGUUAGUUUGCCUCAGUGUGCCUAUCCACAUCCGUUGCUACAGGGAGGAUUUAUUAGCGUGAAGGAGCGGUGCUUGCUCCCCCACGGCACCGUUUCUGGAUACCUCAGCGAAUACCAACUCCCAUCUGACGUACAGGCGAUUCUGAAGCAGCAGCAGCGACUCAAGGCACUUUUUCUGUCACCCGCCGCGACGCCAACUUCGUCCUCCUCCUUGCCGCAGGCGAUGGAUGCCGCGGCUGGGGGCAGUAACGGUGCAACAGGGUGCGACGUCUGCGGAAGGAAGAGGGACGGCCAGGAGGAGGGCUCGUCGCAUCCAUGGAUUGGGCCGGAGUGCCGCAUGCGCGUUGCACUUGACGUGCGGGUUGCGCCAGAGAAGGAGGUGGCUGGUGCGAUGGAGGAGACGGAGCAGGACAUGGACCACACCUGCUUCUCACACCUGGACAAGAAGCAAGGUGGGCUGCUACAGCAGCGGUGGCGGGGAAGACGUGAUGGGCGUCGGCUUGUGGGGAAGUCGUUUCGGUUUGAUUUUCGGUUGGUCACGCUCAGCGAUGCCUGCGACCUUGCGCUGUAUGAGGUUGCCACCAACAAUGCCUCGGACGAGGAGAUUAGGGCCGCCUUUGCCGCCGCCAACUUCACCGUCGUCAACGACUUUGUGAACGAUAUUGCGCUUGCAGAGGCCAUGCAGGAGGUCGCAAGGGUGCUCCACACGGUGCCGCAGGCAAAACUCGCGGGCUUGCCGAUGGCCGCGCAACACGCGCUGCGUGAGGGAUCUCCCCUGGAGUUGGUUGCCGAGCCACUCCUCGCCACCUCUGCCGCGUCCGCUCUGGAAGUCGCUGCCGAGUCGCAGGCCGAUGGGUUAAAGCAACUGGGGCAGGUGCCGGAGCUCACUGGUAUGCGUGGCCAUCGCUAUCGUCUUCUCUUGGAGGCUCUGAGGAACCUGGAGGAUGAGAAGACAUUCUGUCGUGUCGCCCAGUUGGCGUUGGGUGGUGGCUUGGAAUGCACCGCGCUGCACUUUCCCGACCCACGGCAGGAGGCCAACCUGAGCGCCGUCCAGCACCUUCUCCUGCGAAUGGAGGAGGGAGAUGUGGUAGAGGCGUACUGCAGUCAUGUCGCGGAGCGUAUGUCAUUUGUGAGCCGUGGGGCCACGGUGGACUGCGAGACCUACGAGGCCUUGAUGCACGCCGACGGCGUGCGCUGCCUUCCAUCACAGCGUGACGUGGCGGUGGCGUGGGGCGCCGGGCAUCCCACCGUUGUGCGCAGGGAGGAAUGCGGGGAGUUGGGCUGUGCGUACUGCGGGGCGCGCGGGCACGCCUGGAGCGCCUGCCCCGCGGGUGUCCCGCUGCUACCGAGCGCAGCGGGAGCUGCUGUCGAGGGGGACGCGAAGGGCGGCAAGCGUAUCGCGGACGACGCGCUCUUGACAACCGUCGACGACGUGGCAGCCGCCCUCGAAGAUGCCGCGGGGCAGCAGGGUGAGGCGAACGUCAUUUCAAUCCCCACCGUCGCCCCAACGCAGACGUUUAACCCGCAUGCAUGGCGUCGUUAUCACCAGCGUCCAGCGUUGCACCAGCGUCGCCUGCGAUGUGCGUACUGCAGUGGGCAGCAUCACAUUACGCAGUGCCCGCGGCUCUCCGGCGCUGAGGCGGGCGCCCGCCCGGGAGACACGCUAUUGGACGCGGAGCAGCUUCGUACGAAUGCGGAUAAACUAUUCUGCAUUAAAUGUGGAAAACGUGGCCACUUGUACGACCGAUGUCCGGCCGUGCCGCGGGGCCUGCACACGGCAACGCAUUGCCCCAUAUGUCUGCAGCCUCACCGCAAGAUACAGCACGACCCCGUGCACUGCCCGCGUCGCGUGACGCCCCCACCGGACUACCUCGCAAGUGGCGUUCCCGCAGGUUUCGUGCGAAGUGGCAGAGACAGGCGGAAGUCGGCGGCCCGUCACGGGGGUGGCGCCCUCCUCGCGGACUCCUUUUUAUCACAUACGCAGCAUGCAGGAUGA
Messenger RNA from Trypanosoma conorhini, 2619 nucleotides. RefSeq lists its product as uncharacterized. The coding region runs from base 1 to 2619 and encodes 872 amino acids. The transcript has a single exon. NCBI's taxonomy places the organism in Eukaryota, Euglenozoa, Kinetoplastea, Trypanosomatida, Trypanosomatidae. The record is from RefSeq and is a predicted model, not a curated record. Gene Ontology annotation, molecular function: nucleic acid binding; zinc ion binding.